AUGGCCAACCCUCUCAACGUUUACCGAGGGCCCGACUCUGUUCGGUCCUACUUCGACCCCGACUCUUCGCCUCCUCUGCCCCUAGUCGAGAUCCCAGACUGCCUCAACCCGUAUCGUCGUCACGGGGUUAGGAUAUACGCCAAGAUGAUGUCUAUGCAUCCUACCAACAAUGUCAAGUCUAUGCCUGCCCUGAACCUUCUCGAAAAGACCGUCGAGCCCGGUUCUACCAAGACCAUUGUCGAGUACAGCUCCGGAUCGACUGUCAUAUCUAUGGCCAUGGUGGCCCGCGUCUUUCACGAGCUCGACGACGUGAGGGCCUACCUGAGCAACAAGACGAGCAUGGCCAAGAUUCGGCUCAUGCAGUUUUUUGGCCUGGACGUAACCCUCUUUGGAGGCCCAUCCCAGCCCGAACCAGAAGACGAGCGCGGCGGCAUCAAGGCCGCCGAGAGGAUUGCCCAUACGUCUCCUUCCGUCAUCAACCCGAACCAGUACGAUAACGACAACAACUGGAAAGCACAUGUCAGGUGGACUGGUCCCCAGAUCCUCAAGCAGCUUCCUGAAAUUAACUUGAUAUGCGCCGGCAUGGGCACAUCCGGUACCAUGACCGGACUGGGAACCUACAUGAAGGCCACCAAGCCCAGCGUAUACCGACUCGGAGUCUGCACGGCACCAGGCGACCGUGUCCCCGGCCCCCGGUCUCACGCCCUCCUGGCGCCCGUCGAGUUCCCUUGGAGAAAGGCAGUCGACAGCAUCGAAGAGGUAGGCUCGUACGACUCCUUUUCUCUUUCCCUGGAGCUAUGCCGGCAUGGACUCGUGUGCGGUCCCUCGUCGGGCUUCAACCUCCAAGGACUCUUCAACUUCAUCGAGGCUCGCAAGGCGGCUGGUACGCUUUCCGACCUGGCGACCGGCGACAGCGGUGAGAUCCACUGCGUGUUCCUGUGCUGCGAUCUCCCCUACCAGUACAUCACCGAGUAUUUUGACAAGCUUGGCGAUUCUCACUUUCCCCCUAUCCACAACGAGCACCUGACAAAGGUCGAUCUGUACCGGUACGACGACGCGUGGGAGGUGGACGCCGUGACCGCCCUGAGGAGCUACUUCAACCUAGCGACGGCCCUGCCCACGGCUGAGACGACGGUCAUCGACCUCCGCCAGCCCCAGGACUUCUCAGCCCUUCACCUCCCCGGGUCGACGAGCGUGCCCUUCGUCCACCCAGACACCCCUAGCCCCUUCACCGAGCCCAAGGCCCUCGGAGCCCUGUGGACGCGCCUCGAGGAGACCUUCCAGUCGCCGACCGACGAGCUGAGGAGCCUGAUGCACUCCCGCCGCAACCUCCUGCUCGUGUGCUACGACGGCGACUCCGCCCGCGUCGCCACCAGCGUUCUCCGCGCCAAGGGUUUCGAGGCUUGCAGCAUCCGCGGCGGCUUCAAAUCCUGGGCCGGCAGGAGCCCCGUCGCCAUGAUAAACGCCAUCAAGGAAGAGCAGAACAACACUGCCGCUGCUGAGGCCGCCGCCGCACAGACCGAUCCCAUCAUCGUGGCUCCCCAAGUUAAUAUGGACUUACCCUCCUCCGAAGCUGCUCCCCUACUAACAUCAUUCACAUCCUUCCUCACCAUAUCCAUCCACACAAUCCUCUACCACCGCCACAUCUACCCACCCGAGACAUUCCUCACGGCGCGCGCCUACAACACCCUAGCCGUCCGACAAUCCCGCCACCCAGGCGUGUGCGCGUGGAUAUCCGACGCUGUAUCCGCCGUAGCGACCCAGCUCCGUGACGGCUCGGUAGAUCGUGUCGUCCUGGCCAUCCACUCGCCCAAGGAGGGGUUCCGCGUCCUGGAGCGUUGGGUGUUUGACGUCUCGCGAUUCCCUUCCGAGUGGGGCGCCGCUGCCGUCGACGACCAAGGCGGGGGCGAAGCUGGUCCCAGCGCGGCCACAGCAGCAGCAGCGGCGGCGGCAACAGCAACGGCGAGAGAUGAUGGCGAGGCGGCUCGGGAGGGUGAGCGCGAGGUCAUCAAUUGGACCGAUGUGAAUGAGUCGAUGAGAGGCGCAGUAGGUCGUGUUGCUUAUGCGGCAGAGAAGAUGGGCCCCAAUCUGCCGAGCGCUUGCACCUUCACUCUCGCUGUCGAGUUGCGUGAUGAGGCGCCUGCUCCUAUCAAGCACCCACAGGAAUGGAUCCCGUCGGAACCACAUAUGCAGCCUGGUCGCGACCCAGAGUCGGCAACAGCCGCUGCGACAACUGUGCCCGUCCGCUCUGUGCGGGCCGGUCCCCUGUUUUUCGAAUGCUGGGCUGAGAGAUCGAGGUUGGUCAAUCUAGCAGGAAGCAACUGA
This is a messenger RNA of Geosmithia morbida, 2325 nucleotides long. RefSeq names its product Cysteine synthase. Gene Ontology annotation, molecular function: cystathionine beta-synthase activity; cysteine synthase activity. The record is from RefSeq and is a predicted model, not a curated record. NCBI's taxonomy places the organism in Eukaryota, Fungi, Ascomycota, Sordariomycetes, Hypocreales, Bionectriaceae. The coding region runs from base 1 to 2325 and encodes 774 amino acids. Gene Ontology annotation, cellular component: cytoplasm. The transcript is spliced from 9 exons.